GUGAAUAUGGAUUAUCUAUGUAUUUUUAGGAGGGCCAUCAAGAAUGCUCGAAUCACAGACCAAACCUCCUUCAGCUGGAUCUCAGACCAAACCACUUUCUCCUGAACUGGUUGAGCGGUGUGCAAAUGAUUUCAAGUUCAAGUACAGGUCAACUGUCUGUAAGAUCAGAGCUGAUCCUCUCAAUCCUGCUUCCACUGUGCAGUUUCAAGACAUGUAUACUAAUCUUGUCUUACUAGAAGAACAUAGGACAGAGAAACGAAUGCUAGAUUACAAUGAUAUCCUUGAUCUCAAAGUCAAUGGAGAGUUCCCCAAGCGGAUCAUGGUUCAGGGAGAGGCAGGGGCUGGAAAAACUACAUUUUGUGCUAAGAUUGCCUGGGACUGGAUUGAAGGGAGGCAUUUCAGUCACUUUGUGUGGGUCUUGAUUGUUCCUCUACGUGAAUUCAAGCAACACACUAUUGGCAAGAUUGUAAAGUCUUAUCUGGCCAAAGACAAUCCAGCAACGGUUUCUCAGAUUACUGAGUAUAUCCAGUCAAAUCCUGACAAGGUAUUCAUCGCAUUUGAUGGGCUAGACGAAGUCAGUGGCGAAAUCAUGAAGUCAAAAUCCUGCGAAUCACAGUCUACUGAUCAAAUGCAACUUCAGCCAUCACAGCCAAGUGUCAAAUCUUCAGAGGCAUGUGGAAGCUUAUCUGAGACUGGUGAUAUUGGACUUGUAGAUAUUCUUUGUUCCGAUCAACUUGCCUCUUGCCCUGUCUUGGUUACCACUCGCCCAUGGAGAGCAGUAGAGAUUAGAUCAGAUGGUGAUCUAAUGAAGCUCUACACAUUCAUUCAUGUUGAGGGUUUCAACCGAGAGAAUUUGUCAGUUUACAUUCACAAAUACUUUCCAAAGAAUGAGGAUAAAGCAAAUCAGCUUAUCCAGUUCACCCGUGAGAAUGAUGUCAUAUAUGAAAACAUGGCCCACUUUCCUAUAUAUGUAGCCAUGUUGUGUCUUAUGUGGAAAGAACUUGGUGAGCAAAAACUAAAGGAAAUGAAAUCACUGAAAACUUUUUCCCAAAUAUUCAAAACAAUGAUUGCCUUUCUAAAAGAACAUUAUGCUCAGAAAGAGGUGAAGAAAGUAGGCAGCCCCUCACUUCUUGCCUUUUUGAAAAAAAUUGAUGAGCUCCUUAUACCAAUUGCCAAACAGGCCCUCAAUGGUCUGCUAGAAAAUACCUUAGUUUUCGGUACAGAUGAUUUCGAAAUAUGCCCAGAAUCCAAGGACACUGCCUGUAGGGUUGGGAUUUUGUCUCAGGAGGACAGAAUUACCCCUAGCAUGGACAUGCAUAAAGGGAAUUCUUAUGUGCAAUUGCCAGUCUUCUUCCCUCACAAACUGUUUCAGGAGUACAUGGCUGGAGUCCAUCUUGCUUCCCUGUAUGAAUCAGAUCGUAAUGAAUUCAAGAGGCUGAUUGAGCAAGUAGUGCUGCCAAGGAAGGGGGAGUUUAGGUAUCUACUGUACUUCACUGUGUCACAGAACAAAAGUAUUGCAACCCAUGUAAUGAAGUCUAUGCUUCAGGGAAAAAACAGGGAUUCAUUGGCCAUAGGUAAAGAGUUACCUUUCAUUGUUGAUGUAGCCUUUGAGAGUCAGGACCGAGAUGUAGCGGCCGUGGUGAAGGACAGGGUUUCAUCAGAGGAGAUUAAGCUGACCAUAGACACAUUGACGACAGCACACACUGUAGCUGGUUAUGCAUUCAUUGGACCACAUGUGGUUGAACUCCAUAUUAAGAGAAAUUGUGGACCUACUAUGUCACUUGAUGUGGCAGAGAUGAUAUGCUCCAUGCCAGCCUUGAAGGAAGUUUCUGUUUUUGAUUCCAAAUUACAUCUUCAUUUUUUUGAAACACUUGCAAGGAGAGGAAAAGAAUCAAAGAAAAUUCACAAACCUUAA
Messenger RNA from Strongylocentrotus purpuratus (purple sea urchin), 1915 nucleotides. Its product is annotated as protein NLRC5-like. The coding region runs from base 44 to 1915 and encodes 623 amino acids. The transcript is spliced from 3 exons. The record is from RefSeq and is a predicted model, not a curated record. Lineage: Eukaryota; Metazoa; Echinodermata; Echinoidea; Camarodonta; Strongylocentrotidae.